ACAGAACCUCAAACAAGAAGAAACGCAGCAUAGACAGUGACAGAGAGACUCUGUGAAAGAGAGAGAGAUUUCGCAAUUCGUAAACCCUAAUCAACGAGAUCGGCGAUGGCUUCCUCCAAGGAUCGCGAGAACUUUGUCUACAUCGCUAAGCUCGCUGAGCAAGCCGAACGAUACGAAGAGAUGGUGGAUUCGAUGAAGAAUGUUGCGAAUCUCGAUGUUGAACUGACUAUUGAAGAGAGGAAUUUGCUUUCUGUUGGUUAUAAGAAUGUGAUCGGUGCUCGCAGAGCGUCGUGGAGGAUUCUGUCUUCCAUUGAGCAAAAGGAGGAGUCGAAGGGGAAUGAUGUAAACGCGAAACGGAUUAAGGAGUAUAGGCAUAAGGUUGAGACUGAGCUUUCUAACAUCUGUAUUGAUGUUAUGAGAGUGAUUGAUGAACACCUUAUACCUUCAGCUGCAGCUGGUGAAUCGACUGUGUUUUACUAUAAGAUGAAAGGAGAUUAUUAUCGUUACCUUGCGGAAUUUAAGACAGGGAAUGAGAAGAAGGAGGCUGGUGAUCAGUCAAUGAAAGCAUAUGAGUCUGCUACCACUGCAGCAGAGGCUGAAUUACCCCCCACUCAUCCCAUUCGAUUGGGUCUGGCUUUGAAUUUCUCAGUUUUCUAUUAUGAGAUCUUGAAUUCACCAGAAAGAGCCUGCCAUCUUGCAAAGCAGGCAUUUGAUGAAGCUAUUUCAGAGCUCGACACCUUGAAUGAGGAGUCCUACAAAGAUAGUACACUGAUCAUGCAACUUCUCAGGGACAACCUGACUCUUUGGACUUCUGACAUCCCAGAAGAUGGAGAAGAUUCCCAGAAAGCAAAUGGCAACGCCAAGUUUGGUGGAGGUGAUGAUGCAGAGUGAGGCUGGUGUAUGGUGGGAACUUCCUUAGGAUUUGAUGCAGGUGUUUGAGUAUGAAACAUUAGGGCUGAUUACUUAUUUGUGUACUAGCUAGAGUUAGGGUUCCAUUGUUUCUCUUUCUCUGUUUCUUGUCAAUUGGCCAUACUUUCCCAUAGAGGAAAACAAAACUCCAUUUGUGCUAUAUUAUGAUUAUGUUUUUAUUUGUGUGGUGUCUUGAAAUGGCCUGUUUCACUCCUCAGCACCUCUUUCUGUCUUUGGGAGAUUGAUUUUAUGAGGAUUGUUCUUGCUGUAUUUCCAGUUCCAAUGAAAUGCUUCACUUUUAUAUGGA
Vicia villosa (hairy vetch) is the source of this 1216-nucleotide messenger RNA. RefSeq names its product 14-3-3-like protein B. Gene Ontology annotation, cellular component: cytoplasm. The record is from RefSeq and is a predicted model, not a curated record. The coding region runs from base 106 to 891 and encodes 261 amino acids. Gene Ontology annotation, biological process: signal transduction. Lineage: Eukaryota; Viridiplantae; Streptophyta; Magnoliopsida; Fabales; Fabaceae. The transcript is spliced from 7 exons.